Molecule: messenger RNA, 1160 nt
Organism: Calliphora vicina (urban bluebottle blowfly)
Lineage: Eukaryota; Metazoa; Arthropoda; Insecta; Diptera; Calliphoridae
Product: aldo-keto reductase family 1 member B1-like
Exons: 8
Coding region: 1-1068 (355 amino acids)
Cellular component (GO): cytosol
Molecular function (GO): aldose reductase (NADPH) activity
Source: RefSeq, a predicted model, not a curated record
AUGAAAACAGCUAUUCGCCAUCAUUGUGAAUUACCGGCAAUUGUUAUGAAUAAUGGCAAUGAAAUGCCCAUAAUUGGUUUUGGAACAUGGAGUAGCACCAGUGAUUUCAGCCUUCUGGAAAAUGUUGAGAGUCGUCAAAGUCAUCAGAAUGCUGACGUUAAUAAGGAAGUUAAGAAUAAUUCAGAAAAAGUAGCAAAAGCAGUUGGACUGGCCAUUGAUGCUGGCUACCGGCAUAUCGACUGUGCGCAUCUGUAUAAAAAUGAACGUGAAAUUGGUGAAAUUUUAAAAAAGAAAAUCAAAAAUGGAACAGUAACUAGGGAGAACUUAUUCAUAACUAGCAAAUUAUGGAAUACAUUUCAUGAUCCUGACACUGUAUGCUCAGCUUGCCAACAAACUUUACAAGAUUUGGGACUCGACUAUUUGGAUAUGUAUAUAAUGCAUUCACCCAUGGGUUUUCAAUGUGGCACUGACUUGUUUCCCAUGUGUGAGGGUAAAUUAUUACAUUCCGAUGAUGAUUACCUCGAUACUUGGCAAGCUAUGGAAAAUUUAGUAGAGAAUAAAAUGUGUAAAAAUAUAGGCAUUUCCAAUUUUAAUACAAAACAAAUUAAACGUUUGCUUAAGCAUUGCAACAUAAUUCCACAAACUUUGCAAAUAGAACUACAUCCCUUUAUGACCCAAAAAGAGCUUGUUAAUUAUACGAAAGGUCAUGCUAUUUGCAUAACUGCUUACGCUCCAGUCGGCUCUCCCAAAAGACCCUGGGCUAAAGCAGAAGAGGAAAGGACCCUUUUGGAAGAUUAUAAGAUUCUGCAAUUGGCUGAAAAGCACAAACGUACUCCGGCUCAAAUAUUAUUGCGUUAUCAGAUACAAUGCGGUCAUGCUGUCAUACCUAAGUCUACGGAUAGGCAACAUAUUGUGGAAAAUAUUGAUAUAUUCGAUUUUGAAUUAUGCCCUGAUGAUGUUACAAAUAUCGAAAGUUUAAAUCACAAUUUGCGCUAUUUUAAGUUUUCAGGAGCUUACGGACAUCCUUAUCAUCCAUUUGAAAAAUCCAACGAGAAGAAUAAAUGCUAAACAAAAUAAUUAUAAAACUUUAAAAUUAGCAUGAUGUUUUUAAUAAAAUGUUCAUACAAUUUUAAAUAAAUACUACAAUAAUAAAUCUAAAA